AAUGGAGAAUUCAACUAAAAUACUGUUUGUUCUACAAGGACUGAAUGAGUUUAAGUCAAGCAAGCAGGCUUACUUUGCUGUUAUUCAUAUUGUUUAUCUUUUUACAAUUUUAGUAAACCUGACUUUGAUUGUGACAAUUAUUUUGGAGAAAACGCUCCAUGAGCCCAUGCUUAUAUUUCUCUGUAACUUGUGUGUAAACGGGCUAUGGGGUGCCUCUGCAUUUUAUCCUAAAAUAUUGGUGGACCUUUCAUCUGACUUGAGUGUCACUUCGUAUGAAGCUUGUCUGGGCCAAAUUUUUGUAUUGUACAGCUACAUUCCCUGUGAAUUUACUACAUUAACAGUGAUGGCUUAUGACAGGUAUGUCGCCAUAUGCAAGCCACUCAAUUACCACUCCAUCAUCACACCUCAAAAGGUUGUGAAAUUACUGCUUUUUACCUGGCUUUUAUCCAUCUAUAUAUCAGCUUUUGCGGUGGUCCUGAUAGCCAGAUUACCUCUCUGUGGGUUCAAAAUUGAAAAGAUAUAUUGCACCAUUUGGGCAGUGGUGAAGCUGUCAUGUGUGGACACCACUAUCAACAACGUAUACGGGUUCAUUCUCUCGGUUUUUCACCUUUUACAGGUAGUGCUGAUCAUGAUUUCUUAUAUUAAUAUUGUCAAAGCCGCUGUGCGAUCGCAGGAAGAACGGAAUAAGUUCAUGCAGACCUGUUUGCCCCAUUUAAUCGCAUUGAUCAACUUCACAGUCUCAGUCAUAUUUGAUAUCAUGUACGCUCGCUAUGGUCCCACCGACCGUCUGCACGCUCUCCGCACUUUCAUGUCCGUGGAGUACCUCCUUGUUCCACCGAUCCUGAAUCCCCUCAUCUAUGGUCUGAAACUGAACCAGAUCCGCCAGAGAAUCUUCAGGAUUUGCAGCCGGAAAAGACAUUCUUUAAAGUGAAUGUUUGUUCUUUGAAAAGCAAUAUCCCACCUUCAUAUGUUUUCUUAAAAGUGACAACAGCACUAAAAUUAUUUCUGAACAGCAGAACAAUAGGAUUGUAAGACGCAGCACAGAUGUAGAUAUUCUUCUAUAUACUUCUAUAGGUAUAUUGAAGUAAUUUAAGCCUAUCUCUGUCUAGUGGCCUUGUUUGGUGUACAUUAUUCUUUACCUUUACGCAAAACUUUGUGGACCAUGGGUUGUGUUGGCCUUAUGUAUGAAAAUGUCCUUACGGUGCAUUUGGAGUUGGGAAAACCCAGACAGAUGCAAACCGGAAUGGGUCUCUUUUUCCCCUGUGUUGAGGCUGCUGUUCAUAUCCAUGCAAAAGAGUAAAAUAGUUAGAUUGCAUUGUCAGUUGCAGUGAUUAUAAUUAAAUUCACAAUGUUCUUAUGUUUCUCCAAAUUAGUUUUUCCUCUUAGAUAUUUAGAAAAAUAUCACUGGAAAAAGAUGUAUAUAUUUGAUAUAGUAAUAGAUAUGUAGAACAAUGUUUUUUAAUUAGGUCUGUUGUUAUUUGGACUUUAUUGGAAUUUUGGUGUACAAUCAGUGUUGGGGUAACUACUCUGAAAGUGUGGCUGUACAGAGUAGCCAGUUACUCCACUCUGGAAGCUGAACUGCACAAAAGUGACCCUAAAUAGAAAUAUUGCUUGUAAAAACAGAAUAAGUCAAAUGAAAUGUAGUUCAAACUGCUUGGUAAAAAAAUGAUCAUUAUCAUGUUGCCCAGACAUGGCCUGCAUGUGUGUAAUGCCUUCUUUGUGCACACAGAGGAAACCACUCACUAUACAGCUCAGUGUGGAG
This is a messenger RNA of Anguilla rostrata (American eel), 1762 nucleotides long. RefSeq names its product olfactory receptor 1E16-like. Lineage: Eukaryota; Metazoa; Chordata; Actinopteri; Anguilliformes; Anguillidae. Gene Ontology annotation, cellular component: membrane. The transcript has a single exon. Gene Ontology annotation, molecular function: G protein-coupled receptor activity; odorant binding; olfactory receptor activity. The record is from RefSeq and is a predicted model, not a curated record. Gene Ontology annotation, biological process: detection of chemical stimulus involved in sensory perception of smell; G protein-coupled receptor signaling pathway. Bases 2 to 931 code for a protein of 309 amino acids.